CCACGCCCGGUGUCUCUUUGAAGCCCUGACGUGGACGCACUUGGGGCUCCCUGACUCGGGGUUCUUCCGGGGGAUGGGCGUGUUAAUGGAUGCGGGUGAGGGAGACGAAGAGACUUCCGUUUCCUUCUCCUAAGCCCAGGCCCAGGCCCAGGCCCAGGCCCGGCCGCAGAGCGGAAUUGGCAUUUCCAGAUUGGGUCUGGUGGUGCACCUCCUCCGGGACCCUUCCCUCAGGACCUGCCUCGCCGGGCACUGCGGGCGUUCGAGGCCGUUGCUCCAGGAGGGAAAAGGUGGACAAAUCCUAUUUUCAAGAGAAGAUGACUUUUAACAGUUUUGAAGGAUCUAAAACUUGUGUGCCUGCAGACAUCAAUAAGGAUGAAGAAUUUGUAGAAGAGUAUAAUAGAUUAAAAACAUUUGUUAAUUUCCCAAGUAGUAGUCCUGUUUCAGCAUCAACACUGGCACGAGCCGGUUUUCUUUAUACUGGGGAAGGAGAUACUGUGCGGUGUUUUAGUUGUCAUGUUGCAGUAGAUAGAUGGCAAUAUGGAGACUCUGCAGUUGGAAGACACAGGAAAGUAUCUCCAAAUUGCAGAUUUAUCAAUGGCUUUUAUUUUGAGAAUAAUGCUGCACAGUCGACAAAUCCUGGGAUCCAAAAUGGUCAGUACAAAGUUGAAAACUGUCCAGGAAACAGAAAUCAUUUUGUUUUAGACAGGCCAUCUGAGACUCAUGCAGACUAUCUUUUGAGAACCGGACAAGUUGUAGAUAUAUCAGAUACCAUAUACCCGAGGAACCCUGCCAUGUGUAGUGAAGAAGCGAGAUUAAAGUCAUUUCAGAACUGGCCAGACUAUGCACAUUUAACCCCAAGAGAGUUAGCUAGCGCUGGACUUUACUACACAGGUAUUGAUGAUCAAGUACAGUGCUUUUGUUGUGGUGGAAAACUGAAAAAUUGGGAACCCUGUGAUCGUGCAUGGUCAGAACACAGGCGACACUUUCCUAAUUGCUUCUUUGUUUUGGGCCGAAAUGUUAAUACUCGAAGUGAAUCUGAUGUCAUGAGUUCUGAUAGGAAUUUCCCAAAUUCAUCAAAUCCUCCAAGAAAUCCAGCCAUGGCAGAUUAUGAAGCACGGAUCCUUACUUUUGGGACAUGGAUAUACUCAGUUAACAAGGAGCAGCUUGCAAGAGCUGGAUUUUAUGCUUUAGGUGAAGGUGAUAAAGUAAAGUGCUUUCACUGUGGAGGAGGGCUAACUGAUUGGAAGCCCAGUGAAGACCCUUGGGAACAACAUGCUAAGUGGUAUCCAGGGUGUAAAUAUCUGGUAGAAGAGAAGGGGCAAGAAUAUAUAAACAAUAUUCAUUUAACCCAUUCACUUGAGGAGUCUCUGGGAAGAACUGCUGAAAAAACACCAUCACUAACUAAAAGAAUUGAUGAUACAAUUUUCCAAAAUUCUAUGGUACAAGAAGCUAUACGAAUGGGAUUCAGUUUCAGGGACAUUAAGAAAAUAAUGGAGGAAAAAAUUCAGACAUCUGGGAGCAACUAUAAAUCACUUGAGGUUCUGAUUGCAGAUCUAGUGAGUGAUCAGAAAGGCAAUUCACAAGAUGAAUCAAGUGAGACUUCAUUGCAGAAAGAGAUUAGUACUGAAGAGCAACUAAGGCGCCUGCAAGAGGAGAAGCUUUGCAAAAUCUGUAUGGAUAGAAAUAUUGCUGUAGUUUUUAUUCCUUGUGGACAUCUGGUCACUUGUAAACAGUGUGCUGAAGCAGUUGACAAAUGUCCCAUGUGCUACACAGUCAUCACUUUCAAGCAGAAAAUUUUUAUGUCUUAAUCUGACUUCGCUCUGUGUUUUGUUGUUCUUAUCACCCUGAUUGAAUGUGUGAUGUGAACCAACUUUAAAUAAUCAGCAUUGAAUUUCAUUAGCAUUUGCUACCCAAGUAGGGAAAAAAAUGUAAACUGUAAUGUUUUAGUUGACAAUCUAAAAUUUGAAUUUCUGGAGUUUUCAGGAAAUUAGUUAUAUUAUUUAUCCUAUUUUUUACUGUUAUUUCAUUGAAAUCCUAGACAUAGGUAAGAAGCAUCAUAUUAUAACUGAUCACAAUGUGUAUCUGUAGUACCCCGACUUAGUUUGUAAAUGUAAUUGAAUUAAUCAACCGAAUUUUUCAUUCUUUUCAGCUAGGCUUAGCAAAUGGAGCAUUUGGUGUAAAUGUGGAGAUGAGAGUUAAUCUUCCCAAUCACAUAAUUUGUUUUUUGUGUGAAAAAGGAUUGAACUGUUCCACACUGGUGGAAAGAUUGAGAUUAUUUUUAGGUUUUUGUCUUUGUGUUUCAGGACUGUGUCUGCUUUCUUUUAAAAAUAUACACCCAGUUGUGUGAAUGAUUUUAAAAAGUGACUAUGCCAUUUCUAAAGGGUAUUUUAAUGAUAGAAUACCAUCUAGCCUGCAUGUACUGACAUGGAAAGAUGUCAAAGAUAUAUUGUGUAAAAUGCAAGUGGCAAAACUUUAUGUGUGGUAUAAGCCAAAUAAAGGGGUGUGUGUGUGUAUGUGUAUAGAACAAAAGGUUUGGAAAGAUGCACACCAAACUGUUAAGUGUGGUUUCUCUUUGGGGGGGGUGGGGGUGAGCUGGGGUCGGGUUUCCAUAGAGGGUUUGCAGGGGCCUUCCCUUUUUACUUUUUAAAUUUUUUUCUGUUUGAAUUUUUGUAAGUAUGUAUUACUUUUGUAAUCAGAAUUUUUAGAAAAUAUUUAACUGAUUUAAAGGCUUAGGCAUGUUCAGGCGCCUGCAAAACUACUUAUUGCUCAGCGUUAGUUUUUCUAAACCAAGAAGGCAGGGCAGUUAUCCUUUUUAGUGCUAAUGUAAAAUUUAAAUGUUUUUAUGUUUUUCCUGCUUUGUGGGUGAAAAAUAUUUCUGAGUGGUAGUUUUCUGACAGGUAGACCAUGUCUUCUCUUAUUUCAAAAUAAAUAUUUCUGAUUUUGUAAAAUGAAAUAUAAAGUAUGUCUCAGAUCUUCCAAUUAAUUAGUAAGGAUUCAUCCUUAAUCCUUGCUAGUUUAAGCCUGCCUAAGUCACUUUACUAAAAGAUCUUUGUUAACCCAGUAUUUUAAACAUCUGUCAGCUGAUGUAGGUAAAAGUAGAAGCAUGUUUGUACACUGCUCGUAGUUCUAGUUACAGCUUUCCAUGUUGAGAUUCUCAUAUCAUCUUGUAUCUUAUAGUUUCAUGUGAGUUUUUACUGUUAAGAUGAUUGUUUAAGAUGUAUAUAGACAAAAUGUCAAGUCUUUCCUUUACCUAAAAUUUUUUAUAUGUUUCUUACUACUAAUAGUAGUAGAUACUUCUGAAAUAAAUGUUCUCUCAAGAUCCUUAAAGCCUCUUGGAAAUUAUAAAAUACUGACAAGAAAAGAACCAUCAUUGUUUAAGUAUUAAAAAGGGAAAAAACACUUAAAUAAGAGUUUACAUGGGUAAAAAUAGAAAUUUUUGAAUGCUUCAUAGACCACCCAGGCUUUACAUUAUGAGAGUCUCAUGACCUGUUAUAGAGGUGAGUGAACAUUUUACUGCAGAGAAAAGUUUGAGAGCGAUACUGUUAAAAGUUUUAUUUUCAUUGUAUUUUCUAAGAGAAAGAGUAUUGUCAUGUUCUCCUAACCUCUGUUGUUUACUAUUUUAAGUGAUAUUCAUUUAAAGCACUGCAAGUUUAAAUGAGAAUUUUUAAAAUUAUAUAAUGACUACCCUGUUUUUGUUUUAUUAUGUAAAUCCUCAGUUCUUCACCUUUGUACUGCCUUCCAUCUAGGUUUAGUUAUAUGUUCAUUAAGAUAUAUUUGACAUGGGUAGUCUAAGCUUUAAAUUUAAAUGUAAAGGUUUCUACAAGGGGAGAAAAGUGUUAAAGUUUUAAAAAAUGUGUUUUUCACAUUUUCAGCUCCAAGUUUGUUAGUUCCAUGUAGUUGUUAGCCAGGACUCAAUUUUUUAACAUAAGGCUUUUCCUGUUUGGGGAGCCUCAGUUCAUUAAAACUCUUCUUUAAAACUUUUAUGUUUAAAGUUAAGCAAGACCUUUAUUUCCCUUUAUUUCAUGAGUUGUGAAAUUUAAUGGACAAAGCUGAUGUGGCUAACAAGUUUAAGAAUUGUUUAGAAAUGCUGUUACUUCAGGUUCUUAAAAUCACUCAGCACUCCCAACUUACAAUCAAACUUCUAGAGACUUAAAAAUAAGUGUAUGUCUAUGUUCAUACUAUAAAAAGCACUGGAUCCUUCCCAUCUACUUGUACUAAAAUUGAUCGUUUGCAAGGUCAAAGAUAAAACCAGAUCCAACACCCCCUACCCACAAAAGGUAUAGUUCUCAGUAUCUUCCUUCUCUGUAUUAAGUUUAUUCCAGGAUUUUUCAAAAUCACCACCUAUUUUGCUGUGUUUAGUCUUGUGAAGAUUCAAAGUUGCUUUGUAAUAAAUAGUUAUCUUUAUUUGUAUAAAUUUAGUGUGCUGAUCAAAAAAGCCUUGUCUUAAUUUUUGAGAAGUGAGUUGUAGUGUUUAUAAAGUAAAUUCCAGUUUAUUAAUUAAUGGUUUCUAUUGCCUUCCCUGCUAGAUUAUUUUUCCCUUUGUUUAGAGACUGAGGUGGGUAGGGUGGGUGUAUAUGAUAUGAUGUUUUGUUGUUUUUGUUGUGAUAUGAUUUAAACUUUGAUAGUUUUUUCCUGUUUUCAUGUUAGUGGAUAAAAUUUGUAAUGUGAACUCUGAUUGGAGACUACCACCACAGCAUUAGUUGCAUAUGUUGUACUCUUUAGACCUACAUCAUUGUUUUAUUUCCUGAUUACCCAGUUGUUGCAUGGGGAAAAAGGGUGGAGGGGGUAGGAGAAAUGGAAUAGGUUGUGUGUCAUUUCCAUUCAAGAAAUAAGAAAAUGGGGAGGAAUAUUUGACAGAGGUAGUUCUUUUUGGUCAUAUCUGUUUUAAAAAAAAAAGGUAGCCCUUUCUUCAUCUGUGAAAUGAGACUAAUACCUAUCUCAAAAGGUUAUGAGGAGUUCAAGGAGACUAUGUAUGUAAAGCACCUGCUAUACAUGUUAAUUCCCUUCCUAACACCCUUUUACCCUCUGUGUGUUUGCCUUGACCUGAAAAUUUAGGCUAAAAGUUAGAAGAAAUUGUUACAUGAUAACUCUUCCAGUGACUCUUACUCAUCCUUUUUGGUGUUUCUCAUGUAUUAAGAUACAAAUUACAAUAAGUACAUAGAUCAAGCCCUUAAAAUAUAUUUAAAUUUCUUUUAUGAAAACUUCAAAAAAAAUACUCUCAUCAAACUUAGUUGAGCUUUCCUAAUAGAAACAGUUGGCUCAUUCCCAAUUGAUAAUCAGUUUCAGUUUGACUUUUACACUUAGCACAAUGCGAAUCUCAUUCACAGCAUAUUAGAAUCAAAGUGCGUCAGAGCUAGAAGUAACCUUAGAGAAUAUCUUUACUCAUCCGCCUCAUUUUACAGAUGAGGCAACUGUGGCACAAAGGUGAAGUGAUUUGUUCAGUUAUAUAGCUAAGUUAGUGGCAAAGCCAGGACUGGGACAUAAUUUGAAGGUGAAAUUUCACCAAGCUACCUCUCCUGGGAGGUGUCAAAUAUUUAUUUUUUCAACGCUUCUUUCCACGAUAUCAUAACUUUCACUACAUGUUAAAUGACACUUUAUAACUAAUACAGUAGGACAAUCAUAUAUAUAUUGUACAGUACUACAUUAAUCUUUGUGGUAAUAUUCUAUUUUGAAGUCUAAAGUUUUUGGAUAUGCAUAUAGAUUUUUCACCAUUUACUACAUUUUUAUUAUGUAUCAUGUAACAUUUAAAAUUAUUAUAUAUUUAAUCAUUUUAUCUUUACUUGGUAUCAAAUUUGCAUUUUUGGCUUGAUGUAAUUUCUGUUAGAAGAUUUUGCAUUAUUUUCAUUACUGACGUACUGUAUCUAACCAACCUGGCAGAAUCACUGUUUCUUAUGUCAUUGUAUUAGUGUUGUGAAUAAUCAGAAAUGUUUUGAGAGAGAGCGCUAUAUUUGUAAAUAUAAUUUUAUGGCUUUUUUUCAUUUAGUAGGAGCCUUUCCAUCAGUAUGAAAAACUAAGAAAAUUGCUUUCCACUGUAUAAUCUGGAAGUCAUCUUAAAUUAAAGCUUAUUUUUCUGUGAAUAAAACAUUCAAUAAAGUACUAUUCUU
Messenger RNA from Choloepus didactylus (southern two-toed sloth), 6104 nucleotides. RefSeq names its product E3 ubiquitin-protein ligase XIAP-like. Bases 90 to 1808 code for a protein of 572 amino acids. Gene Ontology annotation, biological process: regulation of cell cycle. Gene Ontology annotation, cellular component: nucleus; spindle microtubule; cytoplasm. The record is from RefSeq and is a predicted model, not a curated record. The transcript has a single exon. Lineage: Eukaryota; Metazoa; Chordata; Mammalia; Pilosa; Megalonychidae.